Molecule: messenger RNA, 1323 nt
Organism: Tribolium madens (black flour beetle)
Lineage: Eukaryota; Metazoa; Arthropoda; Insecta; Coleoptera; Tenebrionidae
Product: DE-cadherin-like
Exons: 2
Biological process (GO): calcium-dependent cell-cell adhesion; cell-cell junction assembly; homophilic cell-cell adhesion
Cellular component (GO): catenin complex; plasma membrane; adherens junction
Molecular function (GO): calcium ion binding; cadherin binding
Source: RefSeq, a predicted model, not a curated record
AAGAACACAGCAAGAGCUGAUGUUGUAUUUACAAUUGUCGAUUCAAAUAAGAGACCGCCAACAAUAGAAGUAGUAGGUGGUAACAAAGUAAUAAAAUUGAAAGAAGACCAACAAGACUUUGAGACACCUAUAGUCUCACUUAGAGCACAAUCGAAUAUAAAAGAUCCAAGUGUUGUCUUCGAGUUAGUCAAAGGAAAAACUACUCAAACGAACAAGGAUCAGACAUUUAUUUUAAGUCCAUCGGAUUCAACAUCAGCAAUAAUCACACUGGCACGACCUUUAGACUAUGAAACCGUUGAAGAAUAUCAACUUACAGUUCGUGCUCAAAAUAAGGAUUUAUUAUAUGCAUCUGUGACAAUAAAUGUGAAAGUCGAGGAUGUCAAUGAUGAAAUUCCAACAUUUAUCGAACUGUUAAGAGGAAGUAUCGUAGAAAAUGAUAAAGUUGGCGCUCAAGCAAUGACAGUUAGGGCAAUUGACAAAGAUGGAACUUUUCCCAAUAACCUUGUCGUUUAUGAAUUGCUCGAUCAUAAGGAUUUAUUCGAAAUUGAUAGUAGUUCAGGUGUAAUUACUGCAAAAGUCCCUGUUGAUAGAGAAAAAGAAAAGCUUUAUCACGUGACUGUGCAAGCACGUGAUUCUGCACCCAAUGCUCUCUUCGCUUCAAAAAAUAAGCCUAACGAAGCUAAUCAGAAGUUCCAAAUAAGUAUCGAAGAUCAAAAUGACAAUAUACCGAGGUUUACUAAAACUUUAUAUCAAGUGUAUAACAUAUCGGAAAACGCUGAUUCCCAGAAAGAUGUUACUGAAGUAAAAGCUUUAGAUGCAGAUACAGGUUCUCGUAUAGAAUAUAGCAUAAUAGAGGGUAAUAUAAACGAUGCUUUUCUCAUCGAACCUACGACUGGAAGAAUUAAAGUCAAAAAUAAGCUCGAUUAUGAGAAAAUUGAAAACUACAGUUUAACGGUGCAAGCUCAUGAUGGGAUAUAUAAAGAUACAGCAAAAGUUUUUAUUCAUAUUUCAAAUGAUAACCACAUAAGUAAAUAAUUUAAGAAUUAUUUUUUUUAAAUUUAGAAUGGAAAGGCCAAAAGAUACGGUCAAUUCUUUUGGCUUUGUUAGAUUUCUCUUUAUUAAAUAAUUUUGCGAUAUUGUAAUAGUUUUGGGACCAGUUAUAUAAUAACCGAAUUUAAUGUGUAACUAUUUCAUAAAACAAUAAUAUUUUUUACAUUUGAUAUAAUUAACUAUUUGUUAUCAAAAAGUCUAACACAAAUGUAAAUCAUAGUCUAUAAUUUAAUUUUAAUUUAAUAAUAGUAAAUAUAAGUAACAAUCCUGAUA